Molecule: messenger RNA, 2434 nt
Organism: Nicotiana attenuata
Lineage: Eukaryota; Viridiplantae; Streptophyta; Magnoliopsida; Solanales; Solanaceae
Product: transcription factor TCP4-like
Exons: 2
Coding region: 793-2058 (421 amino acids)
Biological process (GO): regulation of secondary shoot formation
Cellular component (GO): nucleus
Molecular function (GO): sequence-specific DNA binding; DNA-binding transcription factor activity
Source: RefSeq, a predicted model, not a curated record
CUCACUCUGUCUCUAUCUCUGUCUCUUAGCCCCUCUUGAUUGAUUACUGUCGGGUUUGUUUUUGUUUUAAGUGAGUAGCAAAAACUUUGGGUUCUCAUUAUAGUUGUGCUGUUAUAGCUAAGUACAUAUUACAGUCUUACAAAAAUUUCAUAGAAAGCUGCAGUCUUUGACAUCAAAAGCUGUGUGUUAAAGAAAAGAAAACUAAAGAAGCUGUAAAAAAGAGAAUGGGUUAGGCUAAAAUUACAGAUGCCUUUGCCCUUUUAUAGAGUCUACUAGUUUUGUUUUUCUGGUAAUGGAAUUUGCAAAGUUGGAUGGCUGCAGUGACUUUUGGGAGAGACAACAACAACAACAACAGCAACAGUAUCAGAUUUUACUACAGAAGAAGAAUCAGAAAUAGUAACACAAAACAGAUUACAACAUCAAAAGCUGGAACAUCAAAAGCACAACAACAAGGUUCUGAGUCUGGAUCCUCAGAGGAAGAAUCAGUAUCACCCUUUUCAAAACCAAAAUGUAGAAGAACAAGAACAAGAAGAGGAAGAAGAAGAAGAAGAGAAACACCAAUAUCAAGAACAAGUUUUUCAUGCAAAUCAUCACUUGCACAACCAUUUUCAACAACCCCAUGAACUAUUUUCAUUACACCAUAAUCAUUUUCUCUAUCAAAACUUAGAUAGUACUCAACAACAACAACCCCAACAAACACAAAACCCAAAGCAACCCAAGAAAAGGUCUUAUAUUUCUUCUUCUUCCUCAACCCAAAAGAAAAAUCUUGAACAUGCAAAACUGGGAGAAAAAAUGGGAACAUCAUCAAGAUUUGGAUUGAGAAAUACUGGUGGAGAGAUUGUUGAAGUUCAAGGUGGGCAUAUUAUUAGGUCUAUAGGGAGAAAAGACAGACACAGCAAAGUCUGUACAGCUAAAGGACCAAGAGACCGACGUGUACGCCUCUCUGCUCAUACUGCUAUUCAGUUCUAUGAUGUUCAAGAUCGACUUGGCUAUGACCGUCCUAGUAAAGCUGUUGAUUGGCUCAUUAAAAAGGCUCAAGCUGCCAUUGAUGAGUUAGAAGAAUUGCCACCCUGGAAACCAACCACUGGUCCUAUAGCAAAUUUUGAUCAAGAAAAGAAGGAGCAAAAAGAAAACUUUGGCACCCAACAAAAUGAUGUUAAUGUUAAUAUUGGUGGGUCUUCAAGUAAAAGGGCAAUGAUAAUGCUGGGAAAUGAAAGUGAGGCUAGAGUUUUACACCAAACCAAUAGUGGUAACUCAAGUGGUGACAAUGCAAAUGCUAGCUUUUUGCCUCAAUCUUUAGAUUCAGAUAUCAUUGCUGACACUAUUAAGUCUUUUUUCCCUGUGGGUGGUUCAAAUGAAAGCACUUCUUCUUCAGCUAUGCAGUUCCAGAGCUUUCAAGAACACAAUUUACUGGCAAGAACCAGUAGCCACAGUCAAGAUUUGAGGCUCUCAUUACAAUCUUUUCAAGAUCCUAUUUUGCUUCACCAGCAACAAGCUCAGCACCAUAAUAACCCCAGAAAUCACACAGAAGAAGAACAAACUCAUUUUCAAGCAUCAAAUUUCUUUAAUGGAAGCACCCCACAUGGGUUUGAUGCUUCAGGCUGGUCUGUGUCUGAGCAUCAGCAGCAGCCAGUGGAACAGAGACUGGCUGCUGCGCGUGCCGGUGGGGACUCCACUGGCAUCUCUUUUUGUGGCGGGGCAGUUGCAGGAGCUGCAGGCGGGUACUUGUUUAACUCGCCUCCUGCCCCGCCACUGCUACAACAGUUGUUCGGCCAAAAUCAGUUUUUUUCUCAGAGGGGACCCCUUCAGUCCAGUUACUCACCUUCGAUUCGUGCAUGGAUAGACCCAUCAGCGAUUGCUAUUGCUACAGCUGAUCCAAUUCAUCACCAUCAAGCUGUGCUACCUAUGUAUUCAACAUCAAUAUCUGGUAUUGGAUUUGCCUCAGAAUUAGGCGGAUUCUCUGGCUUUCGUAUUCCUGCACGAAUCCAAGGUGAAAUUGAGGAGCAUGAUGGCAUUUCCGACAAGCCAUCCUCUGCUUCCUCUGAUUCUCGCCAUUGAAUUAGCUCGAGAAAUGCUCUCCCUCUGAUUGCCUGACAGGAACAAGUACUAUACUUCAAAUGGAAAUGGCAAAGGAAGGGCAAUGGUUCGUCGUCGAGUUUGAUUCAGUGGCAAUGCACCGCGGAAGAAGAAUCCUGAGUAAGUUUCAGGUUUUUUAAUCUUGGUGUAAUGUUCUAUCUUAGUUGAUUUGUGUUCUAGACUUUUUCAUGUAUAAGUGUGUUUUUCAGCUCAACUGCUAGUUUAGGAUUGCCUAUUUCUGUUUACCAGACUUAUCAAGUUGUUGUUUGUUGGCUUAUUAACUUCAGUUGAUGAAUUAGAGAUUUUCAUGCUAGAACUAGUAAUUUUCUGUUAAAUAAAAUAUCUUUUUGAGGAUUAA